Messenger RNA from Drosophila innubila, 1463 nucleotides. It is a transcript of the gene Rpt3, whose product is annotated as 26S proteasome regulatory subunit 6B. Gene Ontology annotation, biological process: proteasome-mediated ubiquitin-dependent protein catabolic process. Gene Ontology annotation, molecular function: proteasome-activating activity; ATP binding; ATP hydrolysis activity. Lineage: Eukaryota; Metazoa; Arthropoda; Insecta; Diptera; Drosophilidae. Bases 139 to 1365 code for a protein of 408 amino acids. The transcript has 3 exons. Gene Ontology annotation, cellular component: proteasome regulatory particle, base subcomplex. The record is from RefSeq and is a predicted model, not a curated record.
UGGCAACCCUCGCCGUGACGUCUCGGUCAGCUUGUUUUUGACGAGUCAUUUUUGCUUCUCUCGCUUACAAUUUUUAAUAUCAUCGAGGCAAGCGGCAUUUAAACAAUACAAUUUGCAAAGCAAAGUAAUAAAUACAAAAUGGAUAUAUUGCUGCCCGAAAGAGAUGAACUUGAUUUGAAGCUGAAAGAUGCACACAGCUCUUUGGAUGAACUGGACAUUGAUGAUUUGUAUGUGCGCUAUAAGAAAUUGCAAAAGACCUUGGAGUUCAUUGAGGUGCAGGAAGAGUAUAUCAAGGAUGAGCAGCGCAAUCUAAAGAAAGAGUAUCUGCAUGCCCAGGAGGAGGUGAAACGCAUACAGUCGGUGCCGUUGGUAAUUGGACAAUUCCUUGAGGCUGUUGAUCAGAAUACGGGAAUUGUUGGCUCCACCACCGGCUCCAAUUACUAUGUGCGCAUUCUGUCCACCAUUGAUAGGGAAUUGCUGAAGCCAUCGGCAUCGGUGGCAUUGCAUAAGCAUAGUAAUGCUUUGGUUGAUGUGCUGCCUCCGGAGGCGGACAGUUCCAUAUCCAUGUUGCAGCCGGAUGAGAAGCCCGAUGUUAGCUAUGCGGAUAUUGGUGGCAUGGAUCUGCAAAAGCAGGAGAUCCGUGAAGCUGUUGAACUGCCACUCACACACUUUGAGCUGUACAAACAGAUUGGCAUUGAUCCGCCGCGUGGUGUGCUCAUGUACGGUCCACCAGGAUGCGGCAAGACCAUGUUGGCCAAGGCUGUGGCACAUCACACAACAGCAUCGUUUAUUCGCGUCGUUGGCUCCGAAUUUGUGCAGAAGUAUCUGGGUGAAGGACCCCGCAUGGUCAGAGAUGUCUUUCGUCUGGCCAAGGAGAAUGCUCCAGCCAUCAUUUUCAUUGAUGAAAUCGAUGCAAUUGCCACAAAACGUUUCGAUGCCCAAACUGGUGCGGAUCGUGAGGUGCAACGUAUUCUGCUGGAGCUGCUCAAUCAAAUGGAUGGCUUCGAUCAGACCACAAAUGUCAAGGUGAUCAUGGCCACCAAUCGUGCCGAUACCUUGGAUCCAGCUCUGUUGCGUCCUGGUCGCUUGGAUCGUAAAAUUGAAUUCCCGCUGCCGGAUCGUCGACAGAAACGUUUGGUCUUCUCCACAAUCACAUCAAAGAUGAACCUCAGCGAGGAUGUUGAUUUGGAGGAGUUUGUCGCACGGCCGGAUAAAAUCUCCGGUGCGGAUAUCAAUGCCAUUUGCCAGGAGGCGGGCAUGCAUGCGGUGCGUGAGAAUCGUUAUAUUGUUCUGGCCAAGGACUUUGAGAAGGGUUACAAGAACAACAUCAAGAAGGACGAACAGGAGCAUGAGUUCUACAAAUAGACAGAUUUCAAAUACAUCUAGAUUACACAUUCUACGCUAUCGCUUUUCUUCUCGUUUGUAAACAAAGAAAUACACAUAACUAUCCUUUAUAAAUCGCA